Trichoplusia ni (cabbage looper) is the source of this 1902-nucleotide messenger RNA. RefSeq lists its product as uncharacterized. The transcript is spliced from 2 exons. NCBI's taxonomy places the organism in Eukaryota, Metazoa, Arthropoda, Insecta, Lepidoptera, Noctuidae. The record is from RefSeq and is a predicted model, not a curated record. The coding region runs from base 1 to 1902 and encodes 633 amino acids.
AUGUGCGUGAGUCAGUGCGUGUAUGAAUUACAUCUACAGUUAUCGCGGUUCUUAGAUAAUGAUAUGUGGACAGUGCUGGACGCCAUGACACACAGCCGGGCUGAGAACAUAGGUACGCAGACAGCAAAACGGCAAGAACACAAAUUGACGAACCUAAUUAAACACAUCUACCCGCAUAAGUCGCUCAAGGUCGCGACAAAAAGUACUGAAGCAGUGACGGUCGUCAAUUUGUCAUCCAAAGAAUUGUCCGAGGACACUGUGUCUGUGUUAUCCCGUGGACUCAACUUUGCACCAACACCGCGCAGAAUACCCGUUGAGGAUAUUAUUACAAAUAUUGAAAAUACCAUCUUCAGAAAUAAAAUACCUCACGGAGAUGCUGAUUGCCUGCGCCAGGAUGUGUCUACGUUAUUGCGUAAGUCUCCCCUGCCUAAGAGCAAUAUUACCCUCAAGGAGGUUAGUGCCCUGCGGGAGUUGCGCAAUGAUGAGUCAUUGUUAGUGCUACCAGCCGACAAAGGUAACGCCACUGUAGUCGUCGACACCGAAGCGUACGAACACAAGAUAACGCAAAUGGUGGGCGACACAAGUGUUUAUUGUAAAGUUAGUUACAAUCCUACAUCCCGAGUCACGACAAAGGUAAACAAACUUCUCCACAUCAUCGGUGACAAGGAGCUGGUAGCACAACUACGUCCACUCAAUCCGACACCACCCAAAAUUUAUGGUUUGCCAAAAAUACAUAAAUCAAAUUGGCCCCUACGACCUAUAGUUAGCCAGAUAGACGCACCGACCUACAAACUGUCGCGUCACCUGGCUACACUAUUACAGCCACACACCGGCAAAACGAGUAGCUACGUGAGAGACUCCCGUCAUUUUGUUGAGUUGCUAGAGGGUAUACAGCUGCAGGACACAGAUAUAAUGGUUAGUUUUGACAUUACGUCGCUGUUUACCAACGUACCAGUAGAUGAGGUCAUACAAAUAAUCACAACCCUUUUAGGCGGAACUACACUACCUACUGGCUACGUUGAGAGUAUCACGUAUUGUCUCAAAAGUGGAUAUUUCCUGUGGCGAGGGGACUUUUACCUCCAAAUUGACGGAGUGGCUAUGGGCUCACCACUGGCGCCCGUUGUGGCUAACAUUUUUAUGGAGUGGUUCGAGGAAAAAGCACUAGAGUCUGCAAACGUGAAACCGCGAUACUGGUGGCGAUAUGUAGACGAUAUUUUUGCUGUUGUCGCCCGGGACUCAUUGAAGGACCUGACGUCACACCUAAAUCGGGUGCACGCGAAGAUAGAGGUCACCAUAGAGGAGGAAAAAGAAGGAAAGUUACCGUUCCUGGACGUACUGGUCAUUCGAGAGCCGAACGGACGGGUGACUCAUACCGUAUACCGGAAGCCAACGCACACAGACCGGUACCUACGGGCCGACUCUCAUCACCACCCCUCACACCUAUCUUCGGUGCCUCGUACGCUGCUGAACCGAGCACUCGCUCUAUGCGACCAUGAUUACGUCAAUGCGGAACUGAGGCAUGUACGUGACGUAUUAGAGCGCAACGGAUAUCAGUGGCGCAAGUGUAGACGUCUCCUGGGAUCUGCGGGUGAAGCUCAUGAUACCUCACUUGUGUUUAAAAUCGGUGAAGUGAACAAUGCACUGUCGAAGGUUGUCCAUAGGUUUAAUGUUAAUAAUCUACUCUUGAAUUCUUCUAAAACCAAAUUGAUACAAUUUUCAACGCCUAAUGUGAGGCAACUAGAUACCAAUGUACAACUGAACGGAGUAGAGUUGGACCCUGUCGAGUCAACUGUUUUUCUUAGCAUAACUGUUGAUGCCAAAUUGCAGUGGGGCCCACACGUUGAGAAGUUGCCUAGAAGAUUAAGCUCUGCCGCUUAUGCUGUAAAUCCGACACAUAACUGA